UGCUGUCUCAUUCAUCGGAUGCUGGACAGUGUAUGGACUUGCAUUAAAAUUCCACCACAUCUGCUCACUCAGUAAUUGAAAGAAAAAAAACACGGCAGUGACGCAGAAUGUACACUCUCCGAAAGGAUGUGUUAAUAUCCUACACACUUUUUGUGUUAUUACUAUUUCAACACAUGCUGUGGUAAAUUAUCCAAUAAAUGUGUUAAAAAAUUUCACAUGGGUGAUCAACACAACAUGUGUUAAAUUAUUGUUCAAUCAUGUUGCGGACUGCGCUGUCGACAUCAUCAUCCAACUCUGAACUCGUCUCAAAGUGAAUGUCCGUUGCUUUGACCUUUUGAUUGUGACCGCGGAGUUGGAGUCUUGAGGCGAGGAAACCAAAUGACCACAGGUAAGUUAGUGUUCAUCACUAUUUAGCAUUAACGUUGCUGAAAAUGCCUGAGCGAGUUUGUGAUAUUUAGGCAGGGAGCUCUCAAAAAUGUAUUCAUUGGAAAACAGUAAUUCAGCGCGUGAUAAUUAACUUUAAAUAUCACGACGGCUUCAGACGUGAAUAUCAUGUACUACUUCUUCAGUGUUGGCGUUACACUACUGGUGUCGUGUUUAUGUUGGCUGUGAAAUAUGUACUGAGGUUAUUUUAUAAUUCUCUGGCUCUGCAUCUUAUCUGAGGCUCCGAGUUGGGGUUAGCUAGCUGGAUGCUGUCACCAAUCAAAGUAGGGAUGAGUGAUACUAACCUAGAUGCUCACCUGAGUUGAUAACAUUACUUUAGCAUACAGCUUGAAGUAAUGUUAGAUAUUCCCAUUAACUUUUUGAGAGUUAAUGAUAACCUAACAUUACAGAUAUUCACCAUGAUGUUAUACAGAGAAUGGGUUAACAUUAACUACAUUUAGCAAGUGUUUUGGACAAGGGAAGCUGUACUAAUUAGCAUUAGGAGGAUGGGUUAGAGCCGUGUUUCUUCAUGUAUUCGGUGAAUGUUAAUGCUGGGUAACAGGUGCAGACAGACAGUGGCUAACAGAACUUAGCUAGCUCAGUAAUGUCGAGGCCAAAAUUCUUCACAAGGUUAACGUGACAAAAAGAGAGGAUGGGGUUUAAGUUGUAAUGCUUUCCACUAUCUCUGUAAUAUUGUAAUAUUGACCUUAAUUAGGUUGUGCAAAAGAAAUUGUCAGUGAGGUGCUAAACUCAGGAAAUUAAAUAUACGCAAGUUAGCUAGAUUUUCCUGGUGAGUCUACAGCGCCAUUUUGUUCAUUAGCAGAGUGGAGGUUACAUUUCCAAAAUUACACAAUUUGAGAUACUGUAAUGCAGUUUCUCAGUUGAAGCCCAAAGGCAUUUGUUCAUAUUUUGUAGCUAACAAUUAACCAACACUCUUUUUGCUCUUUUACAGCUUUUCAAAUGGAAGGCAGUGGGACUCCUGUCUUCCCAGAUGGCAGGGAGAUUUGUAAGAAGAUGCAUCAACUCCAAUUCUUACAUCUGUCAAAUGUUUUCAUGACUUUAAUAAAUAUCCCCUGAAUUUCAUGCAAUUGUUUUUUUUAUUUUGUGAGCAUUUUAGUAGAAUUUUAACAUACAAACAAAUUGCAUUUUAGGAUAAUUGUAGGGAAAAAGUAUAAACAACACAUCUGUGUUAUUUUUGUGUGGAAAUGUACUAACACACAGCAUGUGUUAAAUGUAUUAACACACUGAUUGUGUUGAAAGCAACACAAAAUGUAUUGUCCUUAACUAGACAUGCAGAUGUGUUAAAUUCACACAUGAUGUGUUAUUUUUAACACGUCCGUUUUAAGAGUGUACUGUUUGCCUCACAGCUGUGGGAUUUGUACAAGAGAAGUAUUCAUUGUCUGUGUGGAGUUUCUCCUGUGUUUCCCAUGUACAUUCAGGUUUCCAUUUUCGUCCAACCUCUCAAAAACACACCAUGUUGUUGGACUGACUUCUAAUUAAAAGGGAAUACAGCAACUCAUGUAUGACAAAUGAAACAGAAAUAUGCUGCACAGGAAAUAACAUACCCACCAUAAGUGGAAGUGGAACCCACUUUCCAGAAAAUUCCCUGUUUAGUGCUACAAUCAAUGGGGCUUCAUUUUUAUUUGUGGUUUUCAGUAUUUUCCAUCAUGCGCAUAUCCUGAAGAAGUGCAAUAUGCACUCCAUCCUCAGUAAGUGUGCCAUGGUCUCUGGUUGUAUUGCUGGAGUUGGUGCCUUUGUGGCUGGAAACUGCAAUCCAGCAGAACUGAUGUUUCUGCAUAACCUAGGUGCUGCUUUGAGCUUUGUGUGUAUCUGCUUCUACACAGUGCUGCUCACAUUUCUGACAAGCAGGUGCAUGCUCACUGGACUAGAGCGCUCCCUCUACCCAAUACGCAUCGUGUUCUCCAGCAUCCAGGUCACACUGACCGUCCUCUAUUGCAUCUUCUUUACUCAGAAGGACUUCUACUACAGGCACAUCUCUGCGAUUUUUGAGUGGACACUCAGCUUGAACCUGGAGCUCUUCGAAUUCAGCUAUGCUGUGGAGUUUUAUUUCUUCUCUUCUGCAAUGCUUUCAGUACUUCUCUCAAACAGUGAUGAAGAGAACACCAUCAUUUUGUCCUGAUGGCUGACAUUUCGCCCACUCUUUUGUUAUUUCUUAGGAGCUGGUUUUCAAACCAGAAAGUUUAGAGAGAUUGUUAGAGAGGCAAACCUGUAAACCGUCCUGUGACUCAGGCAUGUAAGCAUAUUUUUUGCACAAAUGCAAACCUCAGCCUUGGUUGGAAUUUCACACCUGCAGUAUUCUGUAAAGGUUAAAUACACACAGGCUGUAUAAGAUCAAGAAUUCUCACUCGGUAGUAACUAUAGUCUUAUCAAAUCACAGAAAUACCUCUAACACUGAACAAUUUUAUAGACAUAUAUUUAUAUUAUAUGUAUAUGAUGGGGAUGUAAAUUUUGUGAUGAUUGGAUAAAGCAUAUUUAAUAUGUUUUGAGAAACCUAGGCAUAUCAGUAUAGUCUGCAAUGUAGAUAAGGAACUCUCAUCUACCCAAGACAACAUUGAGUAGCUACCAAACUGAAUUAAUUUAAAGACCAAUAAAUUGAACUGUUGUGUUUGACUCUUCAUUUGAUCAUGAUCCAUAUUAAUGCUUUGUAUAUUCAGAUAGCCCCUGUCUUGUUUUUGUGAUGUAAUUAUGUGCUCUUGGUUAAGGAAUUGCAAAAUGUAUCUCCACCCAAUGGCUUACAUUGCUAAAUGUGUUGUAAUUUGAGGAGAUAUUUAAAGGUAGAAGCCUAACUUGCAGAUCAGUUUUUGGGAAUGUAAACAUGCCAGUAAUUGCUUUUCGGUAUGAAUAAGUGUGUGAAUAAUAUGUCUAUUAACCUCAGAGGUCGUGGAAAAGGCUCCAGAUCCACCGCAAACCUUGCCAGGAUGAAGUGUUUACUGAAGAUGACUGAAUGAAUAAAUGACUAGACAAUAAACAGUGCAUACUUAGUUAAAAGUCGGGCUUUUUUGACAAGUCAACAGUAUCUCACUGGAACUGUAAUUUUCUGCUCAGUGUUUCAGCCACUAAUGUUUGCCAAGAUUCAGCACAUAGAAUAGAUUCUUUACAUAAUGAGGUGAUUAGGUGUGGUGCACAAGCCGUUGAUGUGUAAUGUUUAGCAGGUUUUACAAUCUUAUCAGUAUUUAAACAUACAGUCAUAGGAAAAAGAAUUUCUACAAACAAACAAAUCAUUUCAGGUGACAACUCAUCCAACAGUCAUCCAACAUUCAGAAAACAGGUGGGAAUAAAUAAGUACACACCCUUCCAACUUUCACAAUCAUUAAGAGAAUAGUUAGCAGCCAGGUGUUAUUAAUGAAAUACAUAAGAUUAGUUAAUCAUCAAGAAGUGUGACUACCUCUAUAAAAGCAGACCCUUUGGCUGUUUGUUGUUCUGGGGCACUCAGGUAUGUGUCUACAUCAUUCCUUGACGAAAGGGCAUCAGUCAUGACCGCAGAGAAGCAAUUGUUGCUGCUUAUCAAUCUGUGAAGGGUUAUAAGGCCAUCUCCAAACAAUUUGAACUUCACCAUUCUACAGCGAUAAGGACUGUUUACAAAUGGUGAGCCUUCAAUAGUCUAAUCUUUCCAAGAGUGGGUGUCCCAGCAAAUUCAG
Messenger RNA from Ictalurus furcatus (blue catfish), 4082 nucleotides. RefSeq lists its product as uncharacterized. Gene Ontology annotation, biological process: protein localization to plasma membrane. Bases 1946 to 2563 code for a protein of 205 amino acids. The transcript has 8 exons. Lineage: Eukaryota; Metazoa; Chordata; Actinopteri; Siluriformes; Ictaluridae. The record is from RefSeq and is a predicted model, not a curated record.